Molecule: messenger RNA, 1473 nt
Organism: Lycium ferocissimum
Lineage: Eukaryota; Viridiplantae; Streptophyta; Magnoliopsida; Solanales; Solanaceae
Product: putative anthocyanidin reductase
Exons: 6
Coding region: 269-1339 (356 amino acids)
Molecular function (GO): oxidoreductase activity, acting on the CH-OH group of donors, NAD or NADP as acceptor
Source: RefSeq, a predicted model, not a curated record
AAGAAUGGAGAGAGAGAGAGAGAUACUGAAGUGAUGGGGUUUUCAAGAAUGGGCAGACAAGAGAUAUUGCUUGUUUAUCUCCUGAACGAAUGAAUAUAAAAACCGUAUAAAGAAAACCAAUUAGGAGCAAGCACUACUUACAAAAGGUCUUCCCCACUUCUGUUUAUUUUCACCUAUACUUUAUGCUUACUAGUUAACUACUCCACUCUUCAAAUCAAGAGUGCUUUGUUUCAUUAGUAAUUCCUUAGGUUAGGUUCUCUGCUAAAUAAUGGAGAAUAAUGAUGUUGAUAGUGGAAGAGAAAGUACGGAGAAGAAGUUGAAGAGUUAUUGUGUAACAGGAGGGACAGGAUUCAUAGGGUCAUGGCUGAUUAAGUCCCUCUUGCAAAUGGGUUACAAGGUCCAUGCUGCUGUGCGCCAUCCUGAGAAGUCAUCACAUCUAUUAAAGUUGGCUGAGGGCAGUGACAGGCUAAGAUUAUUCAAAGCUGAUUUAAGAGAAGAGGGGAGCUUUGAUGAAGCAGUGAGAGGUUGCAGUGGCCUAUUUCAUGUUGCUGCACCCAUGGAUUUCUGGGUACAAGCCACAGAAAAUGUUGACAGCUAUGUUCAAGAAAAUAUCAUAGAGCCUGCAAUCCAGGGGACCUUGAAUGUUCUCAAAUCCUGCUUGAAAUCCAACUCUGUAAAAAGAGUUGUUUUCACAUCAUCAAUCAGUACAGUCACUGCCAGAGACAGCUCUGGGAAGUGGAGAUCUCUUGUGGAUGAAUCUUGCAAGAUACCUAUCCAACAUGUUAAGCACACAAAACCUAGUGGCUGGGUUUAUGUACUAGUAAAGGUUUUGACAGAGGAGGCAGCAUUUCAAUUUGCAAAAGAAAAUGGCAUUGAUUUGGUUUCAAUAAUAACGCCAACUGUAGCUGGUCCAUUCCUCACUCCUACAGUUCCUUCAAGCAUUCAAGUUCUCUUGUCACCAAUAACAGGUGAUCCAGAACUGUUAGCUAUACUAACUGCUGUGAACACAAGAAUGGGAUCAAUAGCAUUAGCUCAUGUUGAGGAUAUAUGUCGCACCCACAUAUUUCUCAUGGAGAACAAUAAAGCGGAAGGACGAUAUAUAUGCUGUGCUCGGAGUUGGGCAAUGUCUGAACUUAUUGAUCACCUUAAGAAAGAGUAUCCUUGCUCUAUUUUAGAGAGGCUAGAUCGAGGAGUAUAUGAUUCAGUGAUCCCGGUUGAGAUAUCUUCAAAGAAAUUGAGAAAUCUGGGAUUUUCUUUCAAGUAUGAAAUCGACGACAUCAUACAAGAAACAAUUAGUAGCUGUAUACAUCAUGGCUUCUUAACCUCUAUUCAAAAGUAAGAAUUGCUUCAUUGUAUGAGAAAAAAGUUUUGACUCUUUUGAGGUAGAAAUAAAUGUUUUCGUGUGAUUGCUAAGUUUGUAGACAACACUAAUAAAGGUGCAACUUACUUCUAAUUGGAAUCUUUGACAUAUGA